Molecule: messenger RNA, 1712 nt
Organism: Ruditapes philippinarum (Manila clam)
Lineage: Eukaryota; Metazoa; Mollusca; Bivalvia; Venerida; Veneridae
Product: cAMP-specific 3',5'-cyclic phosphodiesterase, isoforms N/G-like
Exons: 2
Coding region: 1141-1692 (183 amino acids)
Source: RefSeq, a predicted model, not a curated record
AGUUUUCCGGAGGAUUGGGGAAACUCUUCAUUAUUUAUAAUAAACUAUAUAAUAAUAUCAGUAUCAUAUUAGAUUGGAUUUUGUGUACAUGAACUAAUUAAGCUUAUGAUUGCUUUAAUAUAUCAAUGAAAUAUCACAUCUGACCUUUGUGCUGGACUUACAAGAUAUCUAAAAUUUUGUCUUGUCGGGUUACUUAUAGUCUCGUUUAAGGUUACUUUAGUGUCAUUUAAGAUACUGACUUUUAUGAAAAGAGUUUAUCUUAUAGAGUUUAUCUUAUAAGGUUUACUGUGAGUUUAAUAAUGAGAUUUUUGUUGUAGAAAUAUUUGCAAAUUUGUUUGAUCAAUCGUUUAUCAAGGGGAGGAACAACCUGAAACAAGUGUCUAUAACUUGUUACCCUAAUUAAUAAAUAGAUUAAGAAUAUGGAUAGAAGUUAACUGUUUUUAUUUUGCCGGUAGUAGCGUAAAUAAAUAAAUAAAUAUCAUAAUAUCGUGGGAUCUCACACACACAUCACCAGUGCCUACAACUUUAAUGUUUUCUUCUUGAAGAAAACAAGUUUAAUUGGAUUUAACAUCUGUGAAUGUGCUUAAAAUAUCUGUGCCAUUUCAAGCGAGCAAUUCUCUAUGAUUUUGGUUUGAUUUCAAAAUAAAUAUUUAAAGAAUAAGGUGCACUUUAAAAUUUGAACUAAUAUUUACUUUUGCAAGUGAAAUUUCUUCCAUCUAUUUUUUGAUGAUAAAUAUACAAGUGUAGUAGGAAUAUUUUACUCUCAAGUGCAAUAAUAUUGAGCAUAGAGAAUUUUGAACUUUGAUGUGGUAAAUUAUAGAGGAGGUAUAUGAAUACAAUACAGGUUUUUUUCACUAUGAUACAAUAUGACAGUUCUAUGUAAGAAAUGAAUGCCUGCAAUUUUACUCAGUAUGUUUGUGAUUAAUAUAGAAAGGUAACUCGUAACUUGUUUCAAUACAAAUAGGUCUAGAUUGCCGAGAUUUUGUGGAAGAUUUACCUUACAUUUCUAUCGAAGAAAAGUUGUAUCAGUGGCUUUAAGCUGUUUUUCACCUGUUAGGAUUAUUUGCAAAUUUAUUUUACCUUUGGGUUAAACUAACUAAUAUAUUGAUAAAAGUGAUUUAGAAAUAAAUAGCAAAAAAAAUGAAGAAGUUUCAGAAAUAUUCAAUCGAGCCAUUAAAAAUUGAUGACGAUGAUGAGGAGGUAUUCCUGGAUUCCAAUUCGGUCAGAAAUAAGAAAAAAUCUAAAAUUCAGCGAGAUUCCGAAAACCCUUCAGUUGCCAAGGCAACAGGGUCAAGUGACUACGUAGAUAGUGGGAUACCAGGGGAAGGUCUGUUGAACAUUAAGGAAGGUGAAAAAGGGUCUGCAGCUUUGGAGGAAGAUACUUUCCCACCUCUUUUGUCACGACAGCCAUCUUGGGGAUUGCACCGAAACAGGUCAUCUAAAAAGAGACGGGACUAUUUUCGUUUUGAUGUUGAAAAUGGAGCAAGUGGCGGACGAGGGCCUCUCGAGGGAAGCAGCCCUUCUGGUGGCCUCAUAUUACAGAAUCUUCCACAACGACGCGAGUCCUUCCUUUAUAGGUCUGACAGUGAUUACGACAUUUCUCCAAAAUCCAUGUCUCGCCAUUCCUCUGUACAAAGUGAACAACCACAGUAUGUACUCGUUAGUUACCUCCCCUUUGUGUUGUUAUUAUAAUCUCCCCUUGAUAGUGUAGA